CUUUUCUUCCUUCACCGCCUUAAUCGCGUGCCAGCUAAAAUGCUCGAUGCGGUUUAGUCCAAUUGGUUUUGACCUUACUGCUAUAGUACUAGCUAGGUACCCCAGUACUACCCUUAUCGUUAUCCAGCAUCCCUGCAGGGACUCUCCGCAUGAUUCAUCCCAUCAUCGGCUUCCCGUCAGCUUGCUCCCCUGCACUUUCAAACAAAAAUGUUGCAAUAGAUACCCCACAUUCUCUCUUAUUUUCUCAUAAUAUAAGCCAUUUUCUUCAUUUAUUUCUCUUUAUAUAUAUACACAUGGCUUUGGCUUUAUAACCACACCCCACAAUGGACGAACCAUCAAACCCCGAACUCGAGUCCUUCCGCCAGCAGUGGCGCGCCGAGGUAUCCGCGAAAUCGAAACCCGGCGACUCGAGCACCUCCAAGAAAUCGACCCAGCCUCCGUCGAAACCGACUGCGCGCAGGCCAUCUGUUGUCCCCAAAGCUCCACCGAGGCCAUCCGCGGAUGCUGAAAGCGACAACGAACCCUCCGACGAGGAUGCCGACCUAGCAUCUCCCGCGCCCCUCCACCCUCCCAGCUUCGAGGUCUCCCCAGCAAGGUCGGCAGUCGAGAAAGAUGUCGAGAAAUUCAGCGGCACUGCGCCCAAAGAGCCGGAGUCGGCAUUGGAACAUUAUGAAAAGGCCGCUGAGCGAGAAGCACAAGGCAAUCUCGGGGACAGCUUGACGCAUUACCGAAAGGCCUUCAGGAUAGACGACCGCGUCGACCUCAAAUACAAAAAUAAACACUUCCCCCCCUCCGCCGCCCCGAAACCCACCGCCGCCGCCACCACCGCGAUCCCCUCCUCC
Messenger RNA from Pseudogymnoascus verrucosus, 842 nucleotides. RefSeq lists its product as uncharacterized. The annotation marks the transcript as partial. The record is from RefSeq and is a predicted model, not a curated record. Lineage: Eukaryota; Fungi; Ascomycota; Leotiomycetes; Thelebolales; Thelebolaceae. The transcript is spliced from 2 exons.